Molecule: messenger RNA, 723 nt
Organism: Rhipicephalus sanguineus (brown dog tick)
Lineage: Eukaryota; Metazoa; Arthropoda; Arachnida; Ixodida; Ixodidae
Exons: 4
Coding region: 202-723 (173 amino acids)
Source: RefSeq, a predicted model, not a curated record
GUCAGGUCACGUCUACAAGAACGUGGACAUCAACGCUACCCAAAUGGCAGGACAUAUAUAGGCCUUCUCGAAAAGUUUUCGAUGAUCUUUGAAAACAUUAAAAUAACAUGCACUGCAGAUGACAAAUCCGCUUUCGUGUAAGUUCGCUACUUACAAGCCGAGCUAGCGCGCUUACGUUCUGCACAUUUUCUUUUUCUUUUCAUGCCGAGAAACAUGAUGACUGUAAUUCAAAUAUUACUUUACAUGCUCAUGCAACUACAUCAAAUUGAAUGCGCGAAACUUACUGGGAGCCAACAAGUAGUCUUUCCUGAGUUGCUACAAAGCCGGACCGCUAAUGGCGGCAAGGUGCUGAGAAUUACUCAAGAUCUCACUCUGAAUCUCGAGAAAAGUUCCAUUCUGAGCAAGAACUUUCUUCUUCGUACAUACGAGGAUAGGAUUAUGAAGCACACUUACCAUGAUGGAGAAAUACUAGAAGAAGAUCUUUACCACGACGCUGAACAUUUGGCUUCUGUUAUGGUGUCCGAAGAUGAUGGCUUUCAAGUGGAAGGUGUGCUGGGGCCAACGCUGCGAAUAAAGCCACUAAUUGAAGAGAGAACGGUGGAAGGAAAGAAUGCUCAUGUUCUUUAUGAAAUUGCUGAUGAUGCAAAUCCCCUUAGCGCCAAUGGUAAGCGGGAAAGACAUUCGCAACAUUUUGCAUCAAUACUGUACCCGAUUCCAUUCUGA